AUGCUGGAAGAAAUGGACGGUUUUUCAAAUCAAAAUAGUUCCCGGUGGUGGGACACGAGCAUCAACACUACUAACUGUACAUCGAUGGAUCUAAACUGUGAUGAGUAUCCUUCUACUGGAGAGCUUAAUGAAAGCAUGGUAAAAGUGGUUGUGCCUAUAUUUUUCGGGAUUAUUGGGUUACUGGGAUUAGUAGGCAAUUCGCUGGUGGUAAUUGUAGUCGCGUUGAACCCCGGAAUGAGAUCGACCACUAAUAUUUUAAUCAUCAAUCUGGCUAUUGCUGAUUUGCUCUUUGUUAUAUUUUGUAUACCAUUUACUGCUACCGAUUACAUCCUUUUGUACUGGCCGUUUGGUGACACUUGGUGCAAAAUUGUACAAUAUUUAAUUAUUGUCACUGUAUGCGCCAGUGUCUACACUCUGGUUUUGAUGAGCCUUGACAGGUACUUGGCAGUCGUACAUCCAAUAGCCUCUAUGACUGUGAGAACAGAAAACCACGCCUUCCUGGCGACUUGUUUUGCGUGGUUAAUUAUUCUAACAGCGUCUAUUCCCGUGCUUAUUAUCCACGGUGAGCGACCAAGUAGUCAAAGACCAAACCAAAUGAUGUGUCGAAUCCGCCUCGACGAUCGAGUGGUUUUUCAAGUAACAUUUUUUUUAUUGAGCUACGUGAUCCCUUUAACGCUCAUAUGUGGUCUCUACAUAUGCAUGCUCAUAAGACUGUGGCGCGGGGCACGUACCAGUGCUGAAAGUCGCCGGGGUAGAAGGAGAGUAACUCGGCUUGUAAUUGUCGUAGUUGGAGUUUUCGCCUUUUGCUGGUGUCCUCUUCAGUUGAUAUUAGUGGCAAAAUCACUAGACUUUUAUCCGCUGUCAACGGCGUCAGUGAUGUUCCAAAUCGCGAGUCACGUAUUGGCGUACAUGAAUAGCUGCGUCAAUCCCAUUUUGUAUGCUUUUCUGAGUGAAAACUUUCGCAAAGCCUUUAGAAAAAUAAUUUACUGUAGACCGAGAUAUAAUCCUCAAGGAAUUGGACCUCCUACGAAGACCACCAGAGCUGCUAGUAGUGGUGAUAUACUUUAG
Molecule: messenger RNA, 1068 nt
Organism: Cotesia congregata
Lineage: Eukaryota; Metazoa; Arthropoda; Insecta; Hymenoptera; Braconidae
Source: the annotation of a GenBank genome assembly